AUGUUGAUCUCCCUCGAAAACGCCCCAUUCAUUGCCGUAGGCUUGUUCCUCGCCUACUACCUGGUCCCCUACCUGACACGGUCGCGCAUCCGCGAUAUUCCCGCCCCGAGUUUCGCAGCUUUCAGCUAUCUAUGGAUUUUCCUGCAAACCCGCCAAGGUAAACGAUUCCUAUCUGUCGACGCAGCGCACGCCAAAUACGGAAAACUCGUCCGUAUCUCUCCAAACCAAGUCUCUAUCGCCGAUGAUGAGGCCAUCAACGCUGUGUACGGACACGGAAAUGGGUUCCUGAAGGCCGAUUUCUACGAUGCUUUUGUCUCCAUCCGUCGCGGUCUUUUCAACACUCGUGACCGCCACGAGCACACCCGCAAGCGCAAGACAGUCUCGCACACUUUCAGCGCAAAGUCAAUUGGCCAAUUCGAGCAGUACAUCCACGGCAACGUCGAACUGUUCGUGAAGCAAUGGAACAAACUCUCCGAUCUCGAAGCCAAUCCCAAGACAGGAUACGCUUCCAUCGACGCCUUGAACUGGUUCAAUUACCUCGCCUUCGACAUCAUCGGAGAUCUCGCCUUCGGAGCCCCAUUCGGCAUGCUGGAAAAGGGUAAAGAUUUCGCCGAAAUGCGCCACAGUCCCAACGAACCAGCCAAGUACGUCGCUGCUAUCGAAGUUCUCAAUCGCCGUGGUGAAGUCUCCGCUACUCUCGGCUGUAUGCCAUGGAUUAAACCUUUCGCGAAGUACAUUCCCGACAAAUUCUUCAGCGAGGGUCUUGAGGCUGUGGAGAAUCUUGCUGGUAUUGCCAUUGCGCGUGUGGCUGAGCGCUUGAAGCCUGAGGCUAUGGCUAAUAACACUCGUGUGGAUCUACUGGCUCGGUUGAUGGAGGGCAAGGAUAGCAAUGGAAACAAGCUUGGUAAAGAAGAACUUACCGCCGAGGCCUUGACGCAGCUUAUUGCUGGUUCGGAUACUACUUCCAACACUGCUUGUGCUAUCUUGUACUGGUGUCUGCGCACUCCGGGUGUUGUUCCCAAGUUGCAGAAGGCUCUUGAUGAUGCUAUUCCCAAGGAUAUUGAUGUUCCCACUCAUGCUAUGGUUAAGGAGAUUCCUUACCUGCAGUGGGUCAUUUGGGAGACUAUGCGUAUCCACAGUACAGCUGCCAUGGGUCUUCCUCGUGAGAUCCCUGCUGGUGUUGCACCGGUUACCAUUUGUGGACACGAGUUCGGACCUGGAGAUGUGCUCUCUGUUCCCACCUACACAAUCCACCGCUCCAAGGAAAUCUGGGGUCCUGAUGCGGAGGAAUUCGAUCCUGAGCGCUGGAGCCCUGAGCGUCUGACCCCGAGACAGAAGGCGGCCUUUAUCCCAUUCAGUUACGGUCCACGUGCCUGUGUGGGACGCAAUGUUGCCGAGAUGGAGCUGCUUGUUAUGGGCGCUACUGUGUUCAGACAAUUUGAGUUCCAGCUUGAGCAGGAUCACCCCAUGGAGACCCGCGAGGGAUUCUUGCGCAAGCCUUUGGGAUUGCAGGUUGGUAUGCGCCGCCGUAGGGUGCAGCUCUGA
Molecule: messenger RNA, 1545 nt
Organism: Penicillium odoratum
Lineage: Eukaryota; Fungi; Ascomycota; Eurotiomycetes; Eurotiales; Aspergillaceae
Product: cytochrome P450
Exons: 2
Coding region: 1-1545 (514 amino acids)
Molecular function (GO): iron ion binding; heme binding; monooxygenase activity
Source: RefSeq, a predicted model, not a curated record